AUGUGGUUCUCUCACUCGAGGGAUGUGGUGCUGGAGCUGGACUUCGAGGGCGUGGCGGAGCGGCUCACCAUGCUGCAGGUGUGGCCUGUGAGGCAGAUCCGGCCUGUGACGGAGAAGCUCCCCGCCAACUACCCACUGCUGACUGGCCAGAGGGUCCUGGACGCCCUCUUCCCGUGCGUUCAGGGCGGGACCACGGCCAUCCCGGGGGCCUUUGGCUGCGGCAAGACGGUCAUCUCGCAGUCGCUGUCCAAGUACUCCAACAGCGACGUCAUCAUCUACGUGGGCUGCGGUGAGCGCGGCAACGAGAUGUCAGAGGUGCUGCGGGACUUCCCUGAGCUCACCAUGGAGGUGGAUGGGAAGACGGAGACCAUCAUGAAGCGCACCGCGCUGGUGGCCAACACGUCCAACAUGCCCGUGGCUGCCCGGGAGGCCUCCAUCUACACAGGGAUCACGCUCUCGGAGUAUUUCCGCGACAUGGGCUACCACGUCAGCAUGAUGGCCGACUCCACCUCUCGCUGGGCUGAGGCGCUGCGUGAGAUCUCCGGCCGGCUGGCGGAGAUGCCUGCAGAUAGUGGGUACCCGGCCUAUCUCGGCGCCCGCCUGGCGUCCUUCUACGAGCGUGCAGGACGGGUCAAGUGCCUGGGCAGCCCGGAGCGGGAGGGGAGCGUCAGCAUCGUCGGCGCGGUGUCCCCUCCGGGAGGUGACUUCUCCGACCCUGUGACCUCUGCGACCCUGGGGAUUGUCCAGGUCUUCUGGGGGCUAGACAAGAAGCUGGCCCAGCGGAAGCACUUCCCCUCCGUGAACUGGCUCAUCAGCUACAGCAAGUACAUGCGGGCGCUGGACGAGCACUACGAGCGCCACCACCCUGAGUUCACCGCCCUGCGCACCAAGGCCAAGGAGAUCCUGCAGGAGGAGGAGGACCUGGCCGAGAUCGUGCAGCUGGUGGGCAAGGCCUCCCUGGCCGAGUCUGACAAGAUCACGCUGGAGGUGGCCAAGCUGAUUAAGGACGACUUCCUGCAGCAGAAUGGCUACUCCUCCUACGACAGGUUCUGCCCCUUCUACAAGACGGUGGGGAUGCUGCAGAACAUGAUCGCCUUCUAUGACAUGGCCCGGCAUGCGGUGGAGUCCACGGCCCAGUCUGAGAACAAGAUCACCUGGGCCGUGAUCCGUGAGAGCCUUGGGGACAUCAUGUACAAGCUGAGCUCCAUGAAGUUCAAGGAUCCAGUAAAGGACGGCGAAGCAAAGAUUAAGGCCGAUUACGCCCAGCUGAACGAGGAAAUGCAGAACGCUUUCCGUGGCCUGGAGGACUGAGGGUCAGCAACCGGGGCCUCGCUUGGGGCUGGCUGGUGAUCUGGGUCUUUAUCUGUAAUGUCUGUAUUUAUAAAAUUCUUUUUAAAUGGUCCGUUUACUCCCAAAUU
This is a messenger RNA of Terrapene triunguis (Three-toed box turtle), 1418 nucleotides long. RefSeq names its product V-type proton ATPase catalytic subunit A-like. The transcript is spliced from 11 exons. The record is from RefSeq and is a predicted model, not a curated record. Gene Ontology annotation, biological process: ATP metabolic process; proton transmembrane transport. Gene Ontology annotation, cellular component: proton-transporting V-type ATPase, V1 domain; lysosomal membrane. NCBI's taxonomy places the organism in Eukaryota, Metazoa, Chordata, Testudines, Emydidae. Bases 1 to 1311 code for a protein of 436 amino acids. Gene Ontology annotation, molecular function: proton-transporting ATPase activity, rotational mechanism; ATP binding; ATP hydrolysis activity.